CGAUCUGAUGCCUACUACCUACUUACCUACCUACCUACUACAUACAGGACCUACUUCUUUCUCAUGCAUGAUAUAUAAGCGACGUAUCUCUUCACGUCGAGGAGUCGCAUUCUGUUUCUCUUCGUAUACGUAUAUGUAUACAUACCUUACACAGCAAGGCUGAGCGAGCUCCUUUCUUUGCCCGAGGAGGCCUUGAGACCAUUACUGGAUUAGAAGGCGAAACCGAAGAAGAAAAGAAGAAGACAGAGAGGAAAGAUGUAUGAGCUGCUGGAAUCCAACCUGGUUCAGGCAGCCUUUGGGGCGAUUCUCGUGGGCUAUGUUCUCAAAUUCCUCGUCAAAGGCUAUCAAGUCCGAAGACAGCGUCGUAGUCUGCCAGGUCCACCAGCAACAUCAUGGCUUUGGGGCGAUUUGAAAACUAUGGGCGAAGUGGCAAUGAGUCUGCCUCGCAGAGUCCAUCCUCACGUGUUUCCUACUUUUAUCCGGAAGAAGUUCAAUUACACGCGCAGUUUCAUGUUUUUGGACGUCUGGCCCGUAAAUUCUCCCAUGAUUGCCAUUAUGGAUCCGGCGAUUUGUCAGUACUUCACUGUCGAACAUACGACAGAGAAGGCAGACUCGCUGCCGCAUUUCCUGUAUGCGCUCGCGGGAAAGGAUGAUAUGGUAUCGGCGAAUGGAAACGUUUGGAAAAAAUGGAGGACGAUGUUUAAUCCUGGAUUCAGCACCCAACAUCUCCUCACCCUCGUUCCCGGCAUCGUAGAUGACGCAUUAGUCUACGUCGAAAAACUCACCGAACACGCACACAAACAAGAUCUCUUCCGACUCGAAGAAGACACCACACGCCUCACGGUCGAUGUCAUUGGCAAAGUAGUAUUAGAUGUCCGCUUCAACAUGCAACGCGGAGAAGACGAGUGCAUCAAUGCGUUGCGCGAACAAGUGCACUACCUACCCAAUGAGACACUCAAUCCUUUUGCCAUGUGGCAUCCGUAUGGAAUGUACAAGCGUUGGAAGAAUGAUCGGAUUAUGAAACGAUAUAUUGGGAAAAUGCUGGAUGAGCGGUUUGCGUCGAAAGAGGUGGUGAAUGAAAAAAAUCAGAGGAAACGUACGAUUAUUGAUCUGGCACUCGACAGUUAUAUUUCUAGUGGUGGGGAUGUAGAGGAGAAAUUGGACUCUUCUGCAACGACUAACCUACCGCAAGUCAUGGAUGCUGAGUUUCGCGAAGGAGCCAUUACCCAGAUCAGAGUCUGCCUCUUCGCAGGCCACGACACGACCUCAUCCACCAUCUGCUACGCCUACCACCUCCUCCAAAAACACCCCCAAUGCCUCCAACGCAUCCGCGAAGAACACGAAGCAAUUCUCGGUCCCGUCUCGCAAGCCGCCGAGCGCAUCAAACAAGAUCCCAAAAUUCUCCACAAACUCGAAUACACGCUCUGCGUCAUCAAAGAAGCCCUCCGACUCUUUCCCGCGGCUUCAGCGCCUCGCAAAGGCAAAAAAGGUCUCUUCCUCACGGAUCCGCAAACGGGAGAGAAAUUUAGUACAGAGGGUUGGAUGAUUUGGUUGGUGCAUUAUGGUUUGGGACAUAGUGAAGACGUGUGGGGACCUACAGCGAAAGAAUUCCGACCGGAGAGAUUUCUUCCGGAAAACGCGAGUGGGAUUCCCGAGGGGGCGUUUCGGUCGUUUGAGAUGGGUAAGAGGGAUUGUUUGGGUCAGAAUUUGGCGCUGUUGGAGUCGAGGAUUAUUUUGGGGUUGACGUGUCGACAAUUUGAAUUUGAUGUUGCGUUGGAUGAGAAGAGUUUGAAAGAUAUUGGACGAGAUGGGAGCUUUUAUGCAAAGGAUCAUUCUUUUCGCCAGGGUAAGCAGGAUGUGGAUGGGGAGGAAUUGUAUCAGGUCUUGGUUGGAGCGGCGAAGCCGAGAGAGGGAAUGCCUUGUAGAGCGAGGAUGGUGGAGUGGAAGCCAUGACUGGGGGAGGUCGGAGGAUAUGAGCCGGCAAAGAGAGACAGAGAGAGAGGAGUACGGUAUUGAAGACAAGAAGCGCAUCUCGGUGUGGAUCUGAUCGUGAUCGAUGAGAAACUGCGGUGAAGGGUGUGAAGUGCGUUCAUAAUAAGAGCAUAGUUGCUUCUUUUUCUCCUCAGAGUUGUGCCUUCUUGCACAUCUAAUGACAUGUUUGACAUCAUG
Molecule: messenger RNA, 2169 nt
Organism: Sphaerulina musiva SO2202
Lineage: Eukaryota; Fungi; Ascomycota; Dothideomycetes; Mycosphaerellales; Mycosphaerellaceae
Product: cytochrome P450
Exons: 6
Coding region: 256-1953 (565 amino acids)
Molecular function (GO): heme binding; oxidoreductase activity, acting on paired donors, with incorporation or reduction of molecular oxygen; monooxygenase activity
Source: RefSeq, a predicted model, not a curated record